This is a messenger RNA of Amphibalanus amphitrite, 2127 nucleotides long. RefSeq lists its product as uncharacterized. The transcript has 10 exons. Bases 346 to 1665 code for a protein of 439 amino acids. The record is from RefSeq and is a predicted model, not a curated record. Lineage: Eukaryota; Metazoa; Arthropoda; Thecostraca; Balanomorpha; Balanidae.
AUAGAUGGCCUUGCUGGGCGAGACUCUUUAUCCUGUGCGAGGGUAGUGAAAAGUAAAAGUCAAUGUUCAUAGCCUGCUGCCCAGCUGCUGCCAGUACCUUACCGUUUCAUGAAGAAGCAAUCAAAAUAGGGCAUUAUCCUGCUCGUGAAACCUCAUCAGCUGCUAGCGUCUUUUUUCAACAAGAAAUAAAUGAAUCAGCUGCGGGAUAGUUGUCUUCCAAAGUGACGUUCGUCAAACAGGCAGUACGGAAAAGCCAUCAUAUGACUGAGGACUCGACUCAGCAAAUUAGUGGGAAGGUAUGGCAGUUCGUGAAAGAUAAUAGAUCGAAGAAGAAGAAGAACAGCAAUGACGAUGCUCGACCAUUCAUAUGACUACUCGACUCAGACAGCCGCGGAGCACGGCCCACCGAUCGGUGACCCUGCCGAGCCGCUAUGGCGGUCACGGCGGAACGCGCGGAUCCUGAGCGCCGUGCAGCGGAUCGGCCAGCGCUCGGCGGAGACGGCAGCGCGCACCGACAGACUCCGGGCCGCAAAGCGACGACACGAGCGGCUCGUCCAGCACCUACUCUAUGACACCUGCGACGAGGAUGACGUCACUCCGACAGUCGGACGGCGGCCAAUUUUACCGGAACUGACGAACGAUCCUCCGAGAGCGACUUCUGGAUCCGUGAGAGCGAUUCCGCGAGAUGUCCCGGUUGCGGACGAGACGGAAGAUAAGGAUAAUGCCGACGCUGAAGUCAAUAAGUGGCUUGAUUCACAGCUCAAGUCGGGCAGUCGGUGGCGGAGGCUUCUGUCUCUGCUCCGCCGCCAGUCGGCGCUGCUGUCGCCGACAGCUCGCUCCCAGCUGCAGCUGUCCGCUUCAGAGGAGCUGCUCGUGCAGCGCGCCCUACAAACGGAGGCCGCUGAGGAUGCCGAGGCCGAGGAGGCCCGCCGCACCGCCCGCCGUCAGCUGAUGCUUCAGGUGUGGGAGCGCGAGGCUGAGCACCGCCACCAGGCGCAGGGCCCUCCGAGCCGCCGCUGCUCCGAGCCCGAGACGCGGCACACGCCAGAUGGGUCGCCUGCUGCGGCUCGCCGCCGGCACCAGUCCGCCGAGCUGCCCGCCCUGGAGCCAACUGACUGGGCAGAGCCCACCGAGCCCCCAUCGACUCCGGAGCCGGAGCCGGAGCCGGAGCCGCCUGAGGAGCAGCCGCCGCAGUCCAGCGCUCCCAGCUUCCCCAUGCAGGAUCCCGGAAAACAAGUGGAGAUCAAAGAAACGGAAAUUCAGCAGGUCCGGGAGCGUUCGGAGAACGAGUGGACGGCCGAGUGGGACUGGGCAGAGAGGGAGCGACGCUCCCGAGCUCGGACCUCCCAGAUGACCCGCUCUGAGGUCAGCGUGACGUCAGAGGUCAGCGUGACCUCGCAGAGCAGCGUGACCUCGGAGAGCGGUCAGGUCACCGCGCAGGGAUCGGCGGUCGAGGAGAAAAUGGAUAUACAGCAGCACGAGCAACAAGAGCAGGAUCAACAGCAGGGACAAGAACAGGAAAAGCAGACGAAACAGCUUGAAAACCAAGAGCAGCAACAGCAGACACCGGACGAAACGGGUCAGCAGCUGGAAGGUGACGAAGAAGCACAGAAUAAUGGAGAUAAGAAUUCUGCAGCGACAAACGUCACUGAACAAACUCACUAAGUCACUAUACGCGGACCGGUUUUACGGCGUUGGGCGACCAUCUCGAGGUAGGACUUAGGAGACAAAUGUGGGAUGAAUGAUGCUGUCCGUCAUAGUUAGACGGUCGAGCCAGGUCCCACUUUCCCGCCAGGGUAGACCACCCAGUUCCCCGAGAUGUCGUCAGGCGUCAACCGUGCUGAGCGUAGUGCUAAUUCAUCAACGCAUCCCCCACGACCCCUGCCGUUAUGCUGAGUGCAGUGCUGUUUCGUCAUACCCUGCUCUGAGACCCCUGCGACCCCUGCUUUCCUCGAACUCCCGCGCGGCGACCCCACCCUCUAGCGUUCUUUGCUGCUGGCUUCUAAGGUUCUUUUCAGUGUUUGUUGACAGAGCCAUUGUUUUGUUUUGGGCAGAUGCCUUUUUGUUGACGAUGUGGCUUCGUAACAUAUCGUUUGUGAAGUGGCAAAAUAAAUCCACUGGUUGUGC